Messenger RNA from Brassica napus (rape), 1095 nucleotides. RefSeq lists its product as uncharacterized. Lineage: Eukaryota; Viridiplantae; Streptophyta; Magnoliopsida; Brassicales; Brassicaceae. The coding region runs from base 1 to 1095 and encodes 364 amino acids. The transcript is spliced from 3 exons. The record is from RefSeq and is a predicted model, not a curated record.
AUGUCGACAAAAAGAAAGAGAUCAGGAAAAGGCGUCGUUGAAGGUACGGCGCCGUUGGUUAAUGAGAGGCUACCACUUCGGCUUUUUGCAACCGACCGAUACCCAAGCAACAGGGACAACUGCUAUUCAUCGCUGGAGUUCCUACUUCUGGUGAGGGAUGUGCUUGAAGGUUCAGCGGAGAUGGAAAGGUUGUUGUGUUCAUGCUUCGGGUCUCUGUUCGGGUUGCCAGUGCGCAGGUGCGCGUUCUCAGCGAAGUUUGUUCAUGGAAUGCUUUGUAGGCAGUUGCUAACGAAGAAACGGUUCGAGACGUGGCCUGUAUUUGGUGGGGGUCCGACAAGGUUUUCGCUUGCCGAGUUUAGCCAUGUUACUGGCUUGGCUUGUGGGGAGUUUGAGCAGGGAUACGAGGUAGAUGAUAAACCGAAGCCGAAGAAAGCAGAUUAUGUUUUCUGGGACAAGUUGUUUGGGGGUAGGCGUAACUUGAGUUUAGAAGACCUUGCAGCCUUGGUCGCUGGUGACACAACUCUGUCGCAGAGGAAGAAGUUUAGAAUAUGCCUGAUCAUCAUUGUUGACGGGGUGCUGAUGCCAAAAACGCAGAAGCCGAAGCCGACGUUGAAGUAUGUUAAACUGGUGGAGAAGCUAGACAAAUUCUUCUCCUUUCCGUGGGGGCGUGAGUCGUUUUGGUGGACGAUUAGCACGAUGAUACCGCCUAAGAAGGUGUUGGGAAAGUGCGAUGACCCAGAAGGUGAUUUUUACGCCCAGUUGAGGCAGGAGACAAAAUUCCUAUUGGGGUUCCCCCUAGCACUGCAGCUUUGGGCGUUUGAAGCCAUCCCGGUUCUACUUGACAGGCUUGGAGGCAAUGACAGCGUGACGCUUUUGAGUUAUGUUGGGGACAAGCUUCCCACACAUACGGGGCUGGUGCUUACUGAUGUGCUUUUUGCGGAGAACAAUCCUAAGUUGAUAGUUCUCCCUAUGGUGGAGGUUGACGAGGAUAGAGAUGAUGGGUGGGGUGUUUUUGACUGCGAGAUUUUGGACAGGAAAGUUGCGUACAUGGUGGGCCUCUUGAAAGCAGGGCACAAGUUCCAGAAGGGGGAGUGA